Messenger RNA from Aspergillus candidus, 1081 nucleotides. RefSeq lists its product as uncharacterized. The coding region runs from base 95 to 1015 and encodes 306 amino acids. The record is from RefSeq and is a predicted model, not a curated record. The transcript is spliced from 2 exons. Lineage: Eukaryota; Fungi; Ascomycota; Eurotiomycetes; Eurotiales; Aspergillaceae.
UUUGACUCGUUUGGAGAAGCUUCUGCCAUCAGUUAGGGCCACCGAAUCUCUCGAAGCCUCAUCAACGCACCAACCCAAUGGAACUACUGCUGGCAUGACCCCCAAUGCUGCAAAGAACAUUGUUUUGGCUUCAUCGCCGAUGUUAGGAGGAACCGCCGGACAAAACUUGGUCCAGACAACGGAGGUGAUAUAUCGGACGCAGAGUGUCCAGAGAAAUGUGGCCUCGAUGUCGAUGGAGAUGAACAAAGUUGGCCCUGACUGGGCCAGCGGCAGGACUGCGUGCGUCCCUGAUUCGCAGCCGAGUAGCAUCGUGCCAUUUUCAAGCAUUCGCCAGCAGCUGUCACCGGCCCCUUGUUCGACGCCAGACAGCUGCGACAGAAGUAUGGCGGCUUUAUUUGGUACUAUACCAGAUAAGGCAGAAUCAGGCUCGGUAUCAGCAGGGAGAAAUGGUGAAACGGGUGAGAUUUUUCCGACGCGUGAAGAUAAUGAUGCCCCUGAGUCAAAUAUGAAACCAGUCGCCAAUAAAAGCAAUGGACAAGAGACAACCGUGAAGCCAAAGGCAGUGACCUUCACAGCAAGUCAACCAUCUCCAGGCGGAGAACGCUAUCACCCCCAAAAUGGAGCAUCAUCUCAGAGUGUAGAGACUGAAAAGCCCCGUACUCGCGCCAACCGACGAACAUACAGCAAGAUACGCCAGUCUGGGGCGAGUACUUCUGUCAGACCUCAGCCCCAACAUGCAUCGCCGGCAGUCUCUCGCAACUCUUCCCACCUUGAUAACCUGGGCCCCAUCCGGAUCAAGAAGACGAAGCAUUCGUACGAAAGCACGCCGAAAGGAGCGCAAGCGGUACCGGAAUACUUGGAACGCAAGACGAGCCCCGCCAAGCUCGCUUCGGGAAGCAGCAGGCCAGGUUCUAUAAAUGAGAACCAGAGGAACCAGAAACCCCCGGGUCGAAUGGCAAGGGGACGGAGAGCACGCGGUGCCCGUUACAACGCGCGGUUCAACAAGGAAAACUAGUGCCGGAACGAGGGAUGAUCAAUUGAGCAGCGACAAACGUAUCCUAUACAUUACCAUAUAUAUCCU